Molecule: messenger RNA, 2640 nt
Organism: Zingiber officinale
Lineage: Eukaryota; Viridiplantae; Streptophyta; Magnoliopsida; Zingiberales; Zingiberaceae
Exons: 9
Coding region: 263-2344 (693 amino acids)
Biological process (GO): mRNA processing; regulation of mRNA stability
Cellular component (GO): cytoplasm; nucleus
Molecular function (GO): poly(A) binding
Source: RefSeq, a predicted model, not a curated record
GAUUAGGCCGCGAGUUCACCAUCGAAUCAGUCGAGCCCAGGCGGAGCCCUAAUCCAAUCCGAUCUGCUCCGUCGACGCCUCCGCCGCCGUGCAUUAGCUGGCCGUCGACUGCGCCGCCGCCCGCCUCUUCCCGCUUCGCGUUAACUCCUCGCCUCGGUGUCGCGAAUAGGUUCAUUGUUUUACGCGUCGGUCGCCGUCAAAAAAAAGAAAGGAAAGAAAAAGGUGGAUUAGGGUUUUGAUCUGAUCGCCUUUCUACUCGGUCAUGGGCGGGCCCGAUUGCGCCGGAUAUGACCGGACGUUUAAGGUCAGUUUCAGUCAGGAUGGCUUAUCGAGACUGCAUGCGAAGGUAAUGGAGAAGCUUAAAGAGUUCAUGGGCGAUUAUACUGAUGGUACACUCGUGGAUUAUGUUGUAGUUUUGCUUAGGAAUGGUCGUAGCAAAGAUGAAGCUAGGAAGGAGCUGAAUGUGUUUUUGGGGGAUGAUAGUGACACUUUUAUUUCCUGGUUGUGGGAUCAUCUAUCGUCAAAUAUACACUUGUAUACACAACCGAACCAAUCUAUUCCUGAUGAAGUGGCCAAGUCUAAGCCCAUUUCUUGUGUACUGUCUGAAAGGCAGAAUUCUCAGGAGGAUCAGAAAGUUACUGCUCAAACUGAUACGAACACUAGAAAUAGUCAUGGAAGAGGGUGGAAAGGGAAAACAAAGGAUAAUAAUGGAGCAUUUCCUCUUCGGAGUGUGGUGACCAAUAUAUUGCACGCAGAGGAGGAAGUGUCUAGACAAAAUGUUGUUGGGCAGUCACAUUCACCUACAGCUCGCAUUCAGAGAAAACGGAGCAGAGAUGAUGAGCACCCACAGAGAUAUACAGCUUCCUAUCCUGUAAUUGGUGCUCCACGCCGGCUUCUUCAAUUUGCCGUUCGAGAUGCUGUAAAGGCUGUGCAACAGUCAAGUUCUAGGGUUGAGCCAGCUUCGAAAAGACUUUGCUCAGUAAUUUCAACAUGCACUACAAAUUCUCUGUUAGAAGCAAAAUUCCAUAGAAAAUCAGAAUUAAGAGCACCGGGUACUCUAUCAAUUGCUUUGAAAGCUGCCGCUGAAGCUGCUGAAGAUGUAACCAGGGUUAGGCCAGUUGGUAGUGUUUUCAAUAGAUUGGGUCAUGAUGAAAAGAUGGAAGAGAGUGUUAACCGGUUGCCAGUUACUACUGGAUUAGAUCUUGAAGACGGUGAGUAUGAUCCUAUUGAUAAAGUUUCAGAGCCACUGUAUUUGGAUCAUCAUUACAGAAAUGAAUAUGCUAACUUUGAUGACAACAUGACCAUAUUAGAGAAAGAGACUGAUGUGGCUGAUGAUUUUGUUUUAGAUAAUAAUGAAUGUGAUGGUGUUGUUGAUGUUAGCCACCUUAGCCAGCCAGAUCAAGAUUCACUGCUAGGCACUUCAUCUUCUAAUAGAGAUGUGAAGUCAAUGAUCAUGCAACCUCAUGCUGUAGCUGAAGAAAUAUCAAAUAAAAGAUUGUUGGAGCAGGAACAUGGCACUGGUCCACUAGCUUUGACAUCCAAGAAGAUUAUGAGUACUUCUGCUAACGAAACACAUAAACAUAUCCAUUAUCUAGUUGCCAGUGAUGAUCCCAAGGUAGAGAAUCAAGUCGCUGCAAGAAACAGUGAAGGUGCAGGAAGCCAGAAUGUCAACUUUCUAAAGGACAAUGAUGUUUUCUCGUCUCAGAAUAUGACAGAAACUAAACAUGCAGAUCAAAGGCAAUCUACUCAGAAACAAUUAUUGGUACCAGGUUCAUAUGUUACUGGCCGUCCUUUGGACGAUGGAGAUUCUCGAACUCUAUUUGUUAGCAAUGUUCACUUUGCUGCAACUAAAGAUACACUUUCUCGUCAUUUCAACAAGUUCGGAGACGUGCUUAAAGUAAUCAUCAUCACAGAUGCUACUACUGGUCAACCCACAGGGUCUGCAUAUGUUGAAUUCCUAAAGAAAGAAUCGGCAGAUUCAGCAUUGUCAUUGAACGGCACUUCAUUUAUGUCCCGGAUUCUGAAGGUUGUUCGCAGAAGCUCUUAUGAAGCUGCUCCUGUGUUACCGUGGCCACGCAUGGCUCAUGCACCACCAUUUCCUUCUCGACUUGGCCGAAGGCCAUAUCCGCGAGGCCUACUUCUUAGUACCUUCAGAGGACGCCUGCCAAUCAAACCUGGCGCCAGGAGCUUGCAAUGGAAGCGUGGAACGUCGACCGUGCCCUCAGGCUCAGGAGAGGAUGCUAAACCUUCUCAAACAUCCGAUGUGCAGUCUCCAACAGCUAGGAGUCUCACUUAUGUUCGGACUGCCCCCAAACCUGCUGCUGGGCUCUCCGGUUCAAAUUAGCUCGUUUCAUCUGCGCGGUUGCCACUUUUUGCUACAUUUUGACUCUGUUUUGCCGAUGCGAAACAAAGUGCAGGGAUCUGAAAGUUAGCCAGAACCUAUAUAGACUGAUUAGCAAGCGAUUACAGAUCUAAGCUUUUUAGGAUGAGUCAAUUCAUUCAACUUUUUGUUGCUCAUCCGUCAAUUGCAUCGGUUAGUCGUGCCUAGAAAUGUUUCUGUAAAUAAAAGGAAGUCUCACAGUUGGAUCAUUUUUUAGCGCCCUCUUGACAAUUUGGUAUCAUUAUACUCCUUGAAUUCGA